AUGCUCGUCGAGUCUGGCGCGACUGUCGGCAGCUGGCGCGGCAACGGCGUCGGCAGCCACUGGCUCGGCAACGACCUCUGCCGGCUGCGACGCGUCAUACACGUGCUGCGACACGCCGGCUGCCUUCCGAAGAGCAUCCCGUCGUUCGCCUGCCAGGGCCGCUGCAGCUCGCACGUGCAGCUGCGGCUCGACGCCGACCUGCGGCUGGAGCGAUCGUGCAUGUGCUGUCAGGAGGUCGGAGAGCGAGAGGCGCACGUACGGCUCAAGUGCGCUGGCGACACUGUCGGCUACCGUCGCGUGAAAACGUACGCGCCGCUCGAGUGCAUGUGUCGGCCGUGCGCCUGAUCGUCUCCGACGCAUCGUCGCCGACGCAUCGUCGCCGACGCGUCGUCAGAGAUUCUAGAAGAUCGUCAGUGAUCGGCAAAAAUCGGCUGAGAUCGGCUGAGUUCGGCAGAGAUCGGCAGAGAUCGGCAGAGAUCGGCAGAGAUCGGCUGAAAUCGGCUGAGUUCGGUUAAUAUCGGCGGAUAUCGGUGGAGAUCGGCAGAGAUCGGCGGAGGUGAUCGGAGGUGAUCGGCUGAAAUCAGCGGAGAUCGGCUGAAACCGCUAAGAUCGGCGGAGAGCCGCUAAGAUCGGCUUAUAACAUUGUCGGUGAUUGCAGAAGAUUAUUGGGGGGUCGUGUGUUUCGUUUGCGCGCGCACUUGUGUAUGCGUGUGUGUGUGUGUGUGUGUGUGUGUGUGUGUG
Priapulus caudatus is the source of this 741-nucleotide messenger RNA. Its product is annotated as bursicon-like. Gene Ontology annotation, molecular function: BMP binding; receptor ligand activity. The record is from RefSeq and is a predicted model, not a curated record. The transcript has a single exon. Gene Ontology annotation, biological process: animal organ morphogenesis. Bases 1 to 345 code for a protein of 114 amino acids. Lineage: Eukaryota; Metazoa; Priapulida; Priapulimorpha; Priapulimorphida; Priapulidae.